GCACGUUGUCUUUAUCGUGGAGUUUAAGACUUGCCAUCGUUGAAGUGUCAACUGGUUGGUUUUUAAUCGAAUUGUUGCCGAGAAUGCCUGAACUUGAGGGUUUCGGAGAUGGGGGAUAUCAAUCGGAAGCUGAACUAGACACACGUGCCUUGGUUCAAGAGCAGAAUCGCAAAAAGAAAAAGUCUGGUGGAUUUCAGUCUAUGGGCCUGAGCUAUAAUGUUUACCGCGGGGUAAUGAAAUGUGGUUACAAAAUACCGACACCAAUUCAAAGAAAAUGCAUUCCGUUGAUUAUGGAAAAGAAAGAUGUUGUGGCCAUGGCAAGAACAGGCAGUGGCAAAACAGCUUGUUUCUUAAUCCCUUUAUUUGAAAGACUUCAAGAACACUCUACUAUUGGAACAAGAGCCCUUAUUAUGUCCCCCACUCGAGAAUUGGCACUGCAAACAUUGAAGUUCACUCGAGAACUAGGCAAAUACACUGGACUAAAAGCAGCUACUAUUCUUGGAGGAGACUCUAUGGAAGCUCAGUUUGCUGCAAUGCAUGAAAUACCAGACAUCAUUAUUGCUACUCCAGGAAGAUUUGCCCAUCUCUGUGUAGAAAUGGAACUAAAGCUAAAGGAAAUUGAGUAUGUAGUGUUUGAUGAAGCUGACCGACUUUUUGAGAUGGGAUUUGGAGAACAGUUAUUAGAAAUUUUGAAUCGUCUGCCAGAAUUGCGACAGACACUUCUUUUUUCGGCUACUCUUCCGAAAUUACUUGUUGAUUUCACCAAAGCAGGUCUGACAGACCCAGUAUUGGUCAGGUUGGACGUUGAUUCUAAGUUACCUGAAGCUUUAAAAUUGGCUUUCGUAUUCUGUCCGUGUGAAUCGAAAGCAUCCAUUCUUCUUCACUUACUACGAAAUGCAAUCAAGGCAGGAGAAUUGACGCUUGUGUUUGCUGCGACUAUGCAUCACGUUGAGUACUUGCACCUAUUACUUGACAAAGCGGGAAUCUCCAAUACAUACAUUUAUUCUAGUUUGGACCAAGCUGCCCGUAAAAUCCAUGCUGCUAAGUUUCAAACAAAGCAAACAAAUGUCAUGAUUACCACUGAUGUUGCUGCACGUGGUAUUGAUAUUCCGCUGUUGGACAAUGUAAUCAACUACAAUUUCCCAGCCAAAGCCAAAUUAUUUGUCCACAGAGUCGGACGUGUUGCACGUGCCGGGCGCUCUGGUACAGCUUAUUCACUAGUCGCCCUAGAUGAAAUACCUGCUUUAGUGGAUUUACAUCUCUUCUUGGGAAGACCGCUAAAGCAAAUUCCUCAAGAUGGACUGAAAAAGGGCGAGGACUGGGACGGCUAUCUCGGUCGUGUCGGCCAAAGCGUUAUAGAUGAUGGAAGUAGUGCGAUGCAGCUGUGGCAUCAAGAGUCAGUAGAGCUUCAAAAUAUGAUCAAGGUCUACACGUCAGCUUACAAACAGUAUAAACGUUCUUGCCCACCGCCCUCUCAUGAAUCCGUCAAAAAGGGAAAAGAAAUCAAGCUUGAACUACUAGGUCCUCACCCUGUGUUCGUAGCUGAAAGUAGUGAACUCGAAAGUGAUCGGCUCAAUUUACUAGAGCAAAUGAAGUGCUAUCGUCCCCAUCACACUAUUUUCGAAAUUGGUGUGACGGCUAACUCUGUGAAGGCGAAAGUGAUGUUAGAGAAACGCAUAAAGCAUCAGCGAAUCAUCAUGAAACAAAAAAAAGCGGCAAUUAAAUCCGCAGCUGAAGCUGCAUCUUCGGAAGAACCUGAAAACGUUGCCGUUCCACAAGAGGAAGCCGACGACGAAAUGGUCCAAGAGGCGUUCAGCACCGUUAUUGCUCAAAAGAGACGGACCAGCCGGAAGCCAUUUGACCCGAACCAAGCAAAGAAGAAACGCAUUCAGACUCAAUCAACCAAGGACGAAGAAAACUACAUCAACUACGUAGCAAAGGAUCACCAAACAGAAUCUGGAUUGGCAUUGGGUUCUGAUUUCGGACGGGCCGCUGCUGAUGCCGUCUUGGAUUUGACUGGUGAUGACGAUCAGGAACUCCGUAAACAGAGAAGUCUGAUGAAAUGGGAUCGUAAGAAGAAGAAGUUUAUUGGACAGGAGGAUGUCAAGAAACGCAAGAUCCGUACUGAAUCCGGUGUUUGGAUCCCAGCCACAUACAAGACCGACCGGUAUGAAAGAUGGAAGGGCAAAUCUAAAGUUGACCAAAACGACCCAGCAAGUGAAGAUUCAGGCGAUGACGAUAAGGGUGGCAAUCGUAAUGUGUCAUCGCGAUUCGGUGGUGGUUAUCAGAGACGUGGCGUUCCUAUGGGAAUGAAUCUCGAAGGCAAAUUAGGUGGCCUACCAAUGAACCACCCAGCGAUGAAGAAGGCUUGGGCCGAGGUUAAACAGGGAGGACAGCGUGUGCGUGACGAGGUUAAGCGACCUGAACAGAUCGAGAAGGCUCGCAAGAUGAAGGAGAAGGCUCGUCUUCGUGGUAACAAGGAAAUACGGAUAAAACUUCAGCAAAAACAAAAGAAGCCGACCCUUAAGACCAAACAAAAGAAGGGCGGUAAGAGGAGGAGGUAAACCAGAUGAACCCAUUUUUAAGAAAAGGAACUAGUUGCGCAAUACAUCCAGACGCAGCGCCUUUUUUGAUUUUUUUCUCCAUUUACCGUUACAUAUGGCACGAGCUCGAGAAAAUCUAUUAAUACAAGAUUAUGUUCUCGAAUUCUUCUCGCAAUGGCAUUAAA
Daphnia carinata is the source of this 2728-nucleotide messenger RNA. RefSeq names its product ATP-dependent RNA helicase DDX54-like. The coding region runs from base 84 to 2564 and encodes 826 amino acids. Gene Ontology annotation, molecular function: RNA helicase activity; RNA binding; ATP binding. The transcript is spliced from 10 exons. The record is from RefSeq and is a predicted model, not a curated record. Lineage: Eukaryota; Metazoa; Arthropoda; Branchiopoda; Diplostraca; Daphniidae. Gene Ontology annotation, cellular component: nucleus.